AUGGACGAUUCUUACGAGAACGACUCCGACUACGAUUAUGGCUACGACGAGGGUAUCACCCCCGAGGAUUGCUGGACUGUGAUUUCGUCCUUCUUCGAGACAAAGGGUCUUGCAUCACAGCAGACCGACUCGUUCGACGAGUUCACACAAAGGACUGUCCAGGAUCUCGUCAACGAGUAUGCCGACAUCUCCCUCGAUCAGCAGAACCCCCCCUCGUCUUAUGGAGUGCCGAUCGCUCUUCGCCGAUACGAGAUCAAGUUUGGAAGUGUCAUGGUUUCACGUCCGUCCAUUAGUGAGACAGACGGUACCGUUGCUUCCCUUUUGCCCUACGAAUGUCGCGACCGAAACCUGACCUAUUCCUCACCGGCUUACAUCAAGAUCACCAAAAAGGUCAGCGUUGCUAUCGACAAAGAGAUCCCUCUACAUGAGAUGGAUGAGGAGCAGCAAGCAGAGUACAAGCGAACCGGAGAGCACCCUACAAAGCUUCAUUGGGAAGUCGAGGAGGACGGUGAUAGCAUGAAAGAAGGCCAGCCAAACAUGAUCUUUGUGGGCAAAAUGCCCAUUAUGGUCAAAUCCAAAAUUUGUCAUCUGAGCCAACAUACCGACGAAGAACUGUUCACUCUUAACGAGUGUCCUUACGAUCAGGGUGGUUACUUCGUUAUUAACGGCAGUGAGAAGGUUCUGAUCGCUCAGGAGCGUUCUGCCGCCAACAUUGUUCAGGUUUUCAAAAAGGCCCAGCCCAGCCCUUUCACCUACACCGCUGAGAUUCGAAGUGCACUUGAAAAGGGUUCGCGUCUUAUAUCAAGCUUGAUGAUGAAGAUUUUGGGCAAGGGAGACUCUGCCCGUGGUGGUUUUGGCCAGACUAUCCAGACCUCACUACCAUUCGUCAAGUCGGAUCUUCCUGUUGCUAUCGUUUUCCGAGCUUUGGGUGUGGUAUCUGACGAGGAUAUUCUCAACCACAUUUGCUACGAUAGAAAUGAUAGUCAGAUGUUGGAAAUGCUUCGUCCGUGUAUCGAGGAAGCUUUCUGUGUUCAAGACAGAGAAGUUGCGCUCGACUUCAUCGGCAAGCGUGGAAACAGAGACCAGGCCAGUCUUGGCCGUGAGAAGCGUGUCCGUGUCGCAAAGGACAUCCUCCAGAAGGAGACACUGCCCCAUAUUUCCCAGUCAGAGGGUAGCGAGACCCGCAAGGCGUUCUUCCUGGGUUACAUGGUGCACAAGCUUCUUCAGUGUGCGCUCGGUCGUCGUGAACCGGAUGAUCGUGAUCACUUUGGAAAGAAACGACUCGAUCUUGCUGGUCCCUUGCUGGCAAAGCUCUUCCGUGGCAUCAUAAGACGAAUGAACCAAGAGCUCUCCAACUAUCUCAAGCGCUGCGUCGAGAGCAACAGAAACUUCAACCUGAAUGUUGCCAUCAAGCCAGGAACCUUGUCCAACGGUCUCAAGUACUCACUGGCCACUGGUAAUUGGGGAGACCAGAAGAAGGCUGCAAGCUCAACAGCUGGUGUCUCCCAGGUGCUGAACAGAUAUACAUUUGCUUCCACUCUUUCGCAUUUGCGACGUACCAAUACGCCCAUUGGACGUGAUGGUAAGCUUGCGAAACCUCGCCAGCUGCACAACACUCACUGGGGCUUGGUGUGCCCUGCUGAGACGCCUGAAGGUCAGGCCUGUGGUCUGGUCAAGAACUUGUCGCUCAUGUGCUAUGUAAGCGUGGGCUCCCCAGGCGAGCCUUUGAUCGAUUUCAUGGUCAGCCGAGGUAUGGAAGUCGUUGAGGAGUAUGAGCCGACAAGAUACCCUCACGCAACCAAGGUUUUCGUUAACGGUAGUUGGGUCGGUGUUCACCCUGAACCUAGGGCAUUGGUAAACAGCGUCUUGGAAACACGACGAAAGUCUUAUCUCCAGUUCGAAGUCUCUCUUGUUCGUGAUAUCAGAGACCGCGAAUUCAAGAUCUUCUCCGACGCAGGCCGUGUCAUGAGACCAGUCUUUACCGUGCAACAAGAGGAUGACUACGAGACUGGCCUCACCAAGGGACAGCUGGUAUUGACAAAGGAUCUUGUGAAUAAGAUUGCCCAAGAGCAAGCAGAGCCACCUUCCGACCCAUCAGAGAGGAUUGGUUGGCAGGGACUGAUUCGUUCUGGAGCUGUCGAGUACAUUGAUGCCGAAGAGGAGGAGACCGCUAUGAUUUGCAUGACGCCUGAAGAUCUCGAAAUCUAUCGUGAACAGAAGCGUGAUGAAGUCAACUUAACAGAAGAAGAGAAGCAGGCCAAGCUAGAGGCAGAGAAGAGGGAACAGGAGGAAGAGCGCAACAAGCGCUUAAAGACAAAGGUCAACCCGACAACUCACAUGUACACGCAUUGUGAGAUUCAUCCCAGUAUGAUUCUGGGCAUUUGUGCCAGUAUCAUUCCUUUCCCCGAUCACAAUCAGUCUCCUCGUAACACAUACCAAUCUGCCAUGGGUAAACAGGCCAUGGGUUUCUUCUUGACAAAUUACUCUCGACGUAUGGAUACUAUGGCCAACAUUCUAUACUACCCGCAAAAGCCUCUCGCCACUACACGAUCCAUGGAGUUCCUCAAGUUCCGUGAACUGCCAGCCGGUCAAAAUGCCAUCGUUGCAAUUGCCUGUUACUCAGGAUACAACCAGGAAGAUUCCGUCAUUAUGAACCAGAGCAGUAUUGAUCGAGGUCUGUUCCGCAGUCUGUUCUUCCGAUCAUACUCGGACCAGGAGAAGAAGGUCGGUCUCAACUACACAGAAAUCUUCGAGAAGCCCUUCCAACAAACAACACUCCGAAUGAAGCACGGAACAUAUGACAAGCUUGAUGAGGAUGGUAUUGUGGCCCCUGGUGUACGAGUGUCAGGUGAAGAUAUCAUCAUCGGCAAGACUGCACCAAUCGACCAGGAGAACCAGGACCUGGGAACACGAACUCAGACACAUCAGCGUCGUGAUAUCUCGACACCUCUGCGAAGCACGGAGAACGGUAUUGUUGAUCAAGUCAUCUUGACAGUCAACGCCGACAACGUCAAAUACGUCAAGGUUCGAGUGCGAACAACCAAGAUCCCCCAAAUUGGUGACAAGUUCGCUUCUCGUCACGGUCAAAAGGGUACAAUCGGUGUUACCUAUCGACAGGAGGAUAUGCCUUUCAGCAGAGAGGGCCUGACUCCUGACAUUAUCAUCAACCCUCACGCUAUUCCGUCUCGUAUGACAAUUGCCCAUUUGAUUGAGUGUCUUUUGAGUAAGGUCUCAACACUGGAGGGUAUGGAGGGCGACGCAACACCAUUCACUGAUGUCACCGUCGACUCCGUGUCAGAUAUUCUGAGAAAACACGGUUAUCAAUCUCGAGGUUUUGAGGUCAUGUACAAUGGUCACACCGGACGUAAGCUCCGUGCUCAAGUCUUCUUCGGACCUACAUACUACCAACGUCUUCGUCACAUGGUGGACGACAAGAUCCACGCUCGUGCCCGUGGUCCCGUUCAGAUUAUGACCCGACAGCCUGUCGAGGGUCGUGCUCGAGAUGGUGGUCUGCGAUUCGGAGAGAUGGAACGUGAUUGCAUGAUUGCUCACGGUGCUGCUGCCUUCCUGAAGGAGCGUCUAUUUGAGGUGUCGGAUGCUUUCCGAGUCCACGUUUGCGAAAUUUGUGGACUCAUGACGCCAAUUGCCAACCUUUCUAAGCAGUCUUUCGAAUGCCGACCUUGCAAGAACAAGACCAAGAUUGCUCAGAUUCAUAUUCCCUAUGCCGCCAAGCUGCUCUUCCAGGAGUUGCAGGCCAUGAACAUUGCCGCCAGAAUGUUUACCAACCGAUCCGGAGUUUCAAUCCGUUAA
This is a messenger RNA of Fusarium pseudograminearum CS3096, 3810 nucleotides long. RefSeq lists its product as uncharacterized. Gene Ontology annotation, molecular function: DNA binding; DNA-directed RNA polymerase activity; ribonucleoside binding. Lineage: Eukaryota; Fungi; Ascomycota; Sordariomycetes; Hypocreales; Nectriaceae. The transcript has 3 exons. Bases 1 to 3810 code for a protein of 1269 amino acids. Gene Ontology annotation, cellular component: RNA polymerase II, core complex. Gene Ontology annotation, biological process: DNA-templated transcription. The record is from RefSeq and is a predicted model, not a curated record.